UUUCUCCAAGAAGUAUAUGCUUCCACGCUUCUGGCCAGUUAUCCUGACAAUGAAGCCGAGGAUUCCCAAAGAGCCAUACGUCCGGACACCUGAACAAAUCGCCCUCGCCGAGAGACGCCGGGCCGAGCGAGCAGCCAAAAAGGCCGCCGUUGCGGCUGGUAAAGUGGAGCCGACUGAGGAGGAAAAGUUGGUGACGGGAAAUUGCAAGUUUCUCAAAAGAGACUGGAUUGAUGUCUCUGGUAAAGAUAAGGAGGAGAAGGGAAGAUCACAAGGGAAAAGGGCCAAGAUUAUCACUUGGAAUUUGCUUGCUCAAACUCUUGUCCGACGAGAGCUUUUCCCUGGCUCUGACUGUCUUCGAUGGGCGGACCGUAAGCCCAUGCUUCUUGCUGAGUUUGCGCACCAUUCCUCCAGUGACAUCAUCUGUCUCCAAGAAUGUGACAAGCUUCCCGACUUCCUUCCUGCCUUACCUCAACACGCGUAUAUCAAGGGUACAGGCCCAGGCAAACUUCAUGGCCUUGUCGUUCUCUAUCGCAAAGACCGGUUCUCCCUUCGCCAGAGCAAACUAAUUCAUUUAGACUUUGAAGAGAUCCACCCUCGUUCGAGCGAUUUGGUAAUAAGAGAAGAUGGUGCCGAGUCGUUGGAAGAAGUACGAAGACGUCGAGGAGGAUCAAGACAGACGAAGAAUGUGGGGUUGAUAGUAGCGUUGGAAUGCAAGGAUGGUGAAGGUGUCAUUAUCGCUACUACUCAUUUAUUCUGGCAUCCCAAGUUCGUAUACGAACGAGUUCGUCAGACUCUUUUGCUUGUACGAGCCAUUAGGCGCUUCCAAAAAGCCAAUUGCUGUACCACAUGGCCUGUUGUUCUCGCUGGAGAUCUCAAUACUCAACCAUCGGAAGCAACAUACCAGUUGCUCGUCUCCCCACACUCCCCUCUUCCGCAACGAUAUCUCGACGAAAUCUCCCAAUCCCGUCUCGUUCACGACUCGCUCUCCAAAAUCCCUCUCACACCUCCCGAAAUCCCUUCCUCCGCUUCCGAACCUGCCAGUACUACCGGUACUGGGACUACAACCCCCGCUAUAAUUAAUAAGACGGAAGCGGAGAAAGAUGCAGAGAAUGAAGAUCUCGAUGAUAAAUCGAUUGCCAACACACGUCCUCCCCGACCUUCGGAUGGGUUACCCACAGCGUUAGAGCUCGUGGAUCUCUUCAAAGCCGAAUUCCCUCUUAUAGAUGGAGAUAGCGACCAACCUGAGGGUGCUAUGAGCGCUUAUGGAUCAACGCAAUGGAAGGAAGGAAAGGGGAUUGAUGGAUUUGAUGAUAGAAAAGGUUUUGGAGAUGGAGAGAAGGGACAAGGAGGGGAUGAACCUGGGUGGACCUGUUUUACGCCACUUUUCCGUCUUACUUUAGAUUAUCUCCUUGUCUUACCGCCUCUUAAUUCUCCCCCUUUCCUCAUUGCCCCACCCGCCUCUUCUACGUCCGCCACUUCUGGCGCCGAGAUCCGAAAGGUCAUGCUGCCUCCCAAAGUCUCAGACCUUGGUGAGGGAUUACCGCGAAAAGGGAUUUGCGCGAGCGAUCAUGUAGCGGUGGGAUGUGAGAUUGAGUGGUAAGGUGGAAGAAAAUAUGGGGUGUGAUUCAUCCCAAGAAGAUUAUGUCUAAUCUUGCCGGGUUAAUGAGGAUAGUGGGAUCCCAUGGCCGAUGGGGAUCGACUUCAAGGUUAACGGUGAUUAGAAUCAAGGUCGUAGACAAUUCUGCAUAUAUAUUUGGGCCAUC
Messenger RNA from Cryptococcus deneoformans JEC21, 1763 nucleotides. Its product is annotated as expressed protein. Lineage: Eukaryota; Fungi; Basidiomycota; Tremellomycetes; Tremellales; Cryptococcaceae. The transcript has 8 exons. The record is from RefSeq and is a predicted model, not a curated record. Gene Ontology annotation, molecular function: poly(A)-specific ribonuclease activity. The coding region runs from base 17 to 1600 and encodes 527 amino acids.